AUGAACGGUGGCAAGAGGUUUGGCAGCGGCCGGGUGCCCACGGGGACUCCAUCCCUCGCGUGGUCUUCUGUCGUCAUCGUCGGCUCCCUCCUCGCUGGUGCCUCCAUCGUCCACAACAUCUACACGCCUGACAUGGUUCGUCUGUACUCUGUACAGCCCUUCCACCCCUGCCACCGUGCACACCACCUGUUCGACCCAAUCCCUACACCAGACCCUCCUGCUUAUUCUUCCAUUUUCAUUUCCCGCUCCUGCAGACCAUUCCACCUGUGGAGAGUACCAGCGGAGGCAGCGGCCAAGGGAGCUGAGUUGCGAAUGGCUGGACACUACAUGCAAGAGAGGCUGGGCAUGAAGAAGUGA
This is a messenger RNA of Miscanthus lutarioriparius, 357 nucleotides long. NCBI's taxonomy places the organism in Eukaryota, Viridiplantae, Streptophyta, Magnoliopsida, Poales, Poaceae. The record is from the annotation of a GenBank genome assembly.